AUGGAAGAAAUUGAAUUGAAUAAUGAUGAAUUAAUGAAUACAAAAUGUAAUUUAGAUGGUGAUCCUAAGACAAAUUGGUUCUGUAAUAAAAAUGGUUUACUUUUAAAAACAUAUGGGUGGCUUGUUAAAAAUGCUAUAGGAGUUAUAUUGUUAAUACAUGGAUUAAAAUCUCAUACUCGAUUAACUUAUAUGAAAAUAAAUUUAAAAAUGCCAAAUAACAAUGAAGGGUUAGUAGUAGACAAUAAUAAUUACUAUAUCUAUAAAGAUAGUUGGAUUGAAAAUUUUAAUCAAAAUGGUUAUUCAGUAUAUGCACUAGAUUUGCAAGGGCAUGGCGAAUCACAAGGAUGGGAAAAUAUAAAAGGCAACUUUAGUUGUUUUGAUGAUCUAGUUGAUGAUGUAAUACAAUAUAUGAAUCAGAUUCAAGAUGAAAUCUCAAAUGAUAAUCAAACGGAUGAUGAAUCUAACCAUAUAUUAACAACUGAAAAAAAAAGACUACCUAUGUAUAUUAUUGGGCAUUCGUUGGGAGGAGGUAUUGCUUUAAGAAUAUUACAAUUAUUAAGGAAAGAACAAGAAGAUAGCAUUAAUUCUGGAGAUGCAAGUGACAAUAAAAAAUGUAACAUCAUGUUAGGAAAUUCUACUAACAUUAAUGAAAUCGACAAUGAUAUGGUAGAAGAUAUUAUUAAUGAUAUGCAUAAUUCUAACGAUCGUGCUAUAGAAUGCAUGAAUAAUACACAUUUAGUUACCAAUUCUAAUGGUUAUGAUUCUGAUAAUUCCUGUUAUAGUGCCUCUUCUACGACAAAUGCUAUUGAUAGUGGUAGUGAUCAAGAUAGAGGAUGCUAUAAUCAUUUAGAUAAGUUAAAUAUUAAAGGUUGCAUAACAUUAUCAGGUAUGAUGAGAUUUAAAACAAUAUGGAAUGCUAGGAACGAUUCAAUCAAGCGUUUUUAUUUACCUGCAGUAAAUUUCAUGUCUCGUGUCGCGCCUCAUGCACGAAUUUCGUCAGAAUUAGGUUAUAAAAGGUCCAAAUAUGUUACUAAUAUAUGUAAAUAUGAUAAAUUUCGAAAUAAUAGUGGAAUAAAAUUCAAAUGUAUAUAUGAAAUUAUAAAAGCUUCGAUCACAUUGAAUUGUAAUAUUAAGUAUAUGCCAAAAGAUGUCCCUUUAUUUUUUGUACAUUCAAAAGAUGAUAGUAUUUGUUAUUAUAAAGGGGCAGUUUCAUUUCAUAAUCAAGCAAAUGUUAAUAAAAAAAACUUACAUAUUGUUGAUGGUAUGAAUCAUGCUAUAACGGUAGAGCCAGGAAAUGAAAACAUUUUAAAAAAAAUUAUUGAAUGGAUUUCUAAUUUAAGAAGAGAUGAUGAAAUAGAAGAUGAAAAAUAA
Molecule: messenger RNA, 1371 nt
Organism: Plasmodium berghei ANKA
Lineage: Eukaryota; Apicomplexa; Aconoidasida; Haemosporida; Plasmodiidae
Product: lysophospholipase, putative
Exons: 1
Coding region: 1-1371 (456 amino acids)
Cellular component (GO): membrane
Molecular function (GO): lipase activity
Source: RefSeq, a predicted model, not a curated record